Molecule: messenger RNA, 827 nt
Organism: Caenorhabditis elegans
Lineage: Eukaryota; Metazoa; Nematoda; Chromadorea; Rhabditida; Rhabditidae
Gene: ifas-1
Product: PUD1_2 domain-containing protein
Exons: 3
Coding region: 29-772 (247 amino acids)
Source: RefSeq, marked reviewed
ACUCCCAUUUUUCAUUAAAAAGUUUCUGAUGGGCAACGCUUUCGGCCGAGACGGUGUCGUCACUAAAAUCGUGGAGGGCGUCGUACCCGGUGGUGGACUCAUCACUGGCCCGAUUCAUGCAGCUGCUGGCAAUCCGAUUCAUGCCGCACAAGCGGCAGUUGCUGGCUUUGGAACUCUAGCGGGCGCAGUGGUAGGAGGACCUGUGGCUAGUCUUGCCGUUGGAGCCGGAACUACAGGUUUGCAAUCGAUUUUCACUGAACUCGGGCUGGAGGAUCAGAAGAAAGAUGCAGCAGUGGCUUCGCUGUCCUCUGGACAUUCGGAAGAGGCGGCCAAGAUUGUUGUGGAAGCUGGCCAACAGAAGAUCAGGGAAAAUGUGCAUCGUUUGUCGGCGGAAUCUGGAGGUCGAAGAAGGCUCCGAUCCUGUCACGGGACUUAUCUUCGUGCGUACGAUUGGGAUUUGAAGGUGGAUAUGAAGACCGGCAAUCCGGAGUCAUGGGAAAACUGGUACAUCGAGGACUGGAAGGGAAGCGUCGUCUUCAAGGCAAUCCAUUCUCCUGGUAAAUUCCUGAGUGCUCACGAAGGGAGCAAAGAUGUGAGCCUCGUGAUGCACCAUCCUAAAUCCUGGGAAAUGUGGAAGCCGUUCAAGAACGACAAUGGAUCCUGGUCGUUCCUCAGUGUUCAUGGGGCUUGGCUCAGUGCAGAUGUGGAUGGACGGGUGUAUACUGUUGAGAAGUGCCGCGAGUGGGAACAGUUCUGGUUGGAGUGGUGGUGAUCCAUAUUUGUAAGAUUAUUAUCCUGUUGAUGCAAUAAAUCUUUGAAUUUUUUAA